Thermothielavioides terrestris NRRL 8126 is the source of this 3174-nucleotide messenger RNA. RefSeq lists its product as uncharacterized. The transcript is spliced from 5 exons. Lineage: Eukaryota; Fungi; Ascomycota; Sordariomycetes; Sordariales; Chaetomiaceae. Gene Ontology annotation, cellular component: mitotic actomyosin contractile ring, proximal layer; cytoplasmic side of plasma membrane; plasma membrane. Gene Ontology annotation, molecular function: protein binding; phospholipid binding. Gene Ontology annotation, biological process: cytoskeleton organization. The record is from RefSeq and is a predicted model, not a curated record. The coding region runs from base 105 to 3017 and encodes 970 amino acids.
AUCGUUUCUUUAUUGUUCUUUGUCACUGCAUCUAUCUUGCGGCAGAUAUCGGACCUUGGUAACCCCUGGCUCCGCUCCCGUCCUCCGCUGCUCCAUAAGGCGCAAUGCCGGUCGCUACAGCCGACGCGCCGGCCGUCGCCCUUUCCUUCGCCAACAACUUCUGGGGCAAGGACGAUGCCGGCGUCGCGCCUCUCCUGGAGCGCAUGCACCAUGCGAAGCAGACGUGCGACGAGCUCCGCUCCUUCUACAGCGCACGCGCAUCGAUCGAAGAUGAGUACGCCCGGAAACUGCUGUCGCUUUGUCGCAAGUCGCUCGGGUCCCAGGAGAUGGGCACGCUGAAGACGUCGCUGGACGUCGUCCGCGGCGAGGUUGAGUCCAUGGCCAAGCAGCACCAGAGCGUGGCCGCGCAGAUGAAGAGCGAGCUGGAAGAGCCGCUGGCCGCGUUCGCCGGCGCCAUGAAGGAGAGGCGCAAGAUCGUGCAGAACACCGUGGAGAAGCUGCUCAAGACCAAGGUGCAGCAGACUCAGCUGGUCAACAAGACACGCGACCGCUACGAACAAGAAUGCCUCAAGAUCAAGGGGUACCUGGCCCAGGGUCACAUGGUCAUGGGUCAGGAGGAGCGCAAGAACAAGGCGAAACUGGAGAAGACGCAAAUCAGCCUGGCGGCGUCCAACGCGGAGUACGAGGCCGCCGUCAAGGCCCUGGAGGAGACGACCGCCCGCUGGAAUAGGGAAUGGAAGGCGGCCGCCGACAAGUUUCAGGACCUCGAGGAGGAGCGCCUCGAUUUCACCAAGAGCAGCCUGUGGUCCUUUGCCAACAUUGCCUCGACCGUCUGCGUCAGCGACGAUGCGUCGUGCGAGAAGAUCCGCCUGUCCCUGGAGAAGAUGGAAGUCGAGAAGGACAUUGCCACCUUCAUCAAGGAGAAGGGAACGGGCCAGGAGAUCCCGGACCCUCCCAAGUACAUCAAUUUCUGCCGCGGAGACAUGGAGUCUCAGUCGGAAGCGUCCGAGGACGAGAGCUACUCGGUCGCGCAGUUCCCGAGGAGCAUCAACCCCGCAUUCCGCUCGUCCUCGCCCCAGCCAUCGACGUUCGAGUCCCAUCACGACCCGAACUCGGCGCUGGCCCGGGAUCUCGGACAUGGCGACCCGGCAGCAGCAGCACAGAGCCGGGAGGCCUCCGUGACGCCGCAGAAGGCCCCUGCUAUCCCGCCUCAGGAAAACCCGCGGUCGAGACGAGAGCCGCCGAGAGGGUACCAACCUCCCCGAGCCAGCAACCUCGAGUACGACCCCAACGAGUUUGCCCCUGUUCCUCACGACCCGUACCCGAUGGACGGCAUGACCAUGCUCUGCAGACCCACCGCAUCGGACCUGAGCACGGCGCCGUCGACGUCGUCUGCGCGGCCCUCUAGCAGAGACUCCCACAGCGAGACGUCGUUUUCCAGCCAAGAGCCGCCGCAGCCCUUGUCGCCCGUCAAGCAGCAGGAGCAGGCGACUCCCGCGGCCUCUCCCGAGAAGAAGGUUCUUAAGAAAAAGAGUGGAUUCUUCCAGAAUCACAGCCCCUUCCGGCGGAAGAGCACCAGGGAGGUCGCGCCGGCGGCGACGAACAGGAACACGUGGAAUGGCUCGAGUGGCGGGCACAGCCGGCCUCAGCUGGCCGCGGCCGCCUCUCCCAGGGAGAGCAACAACCACCAGGUCAUGGGUCCGGAGCGCAGCGUCAGCCCGGACCCGAUCGCCCCGAACGCGAGCCUCGCGCUGAACGUCGGGCAGAACGUCUUCGCGGUGGAGACCCCCGAUCGCCAGAAGCCGGCGGCUGCGCCGGCCACUCCCGAGGACGACCCGAUCGCGAUGGCCCUGGCCGAGCUGAAAGGGGUGACGCUCGGCAAGAACACGGGCGCAGGCGCGACGCCGACGAGGGUGUCAGCGGACCACUACCACGGCAUCGCCACGCCGGCUCCUGGCACCAGCCCUUCGCGUCCCAUGUCCGGCCUGGGCAGCAGCGGCAGCAGCAGCGCGGUCGCGGCAGCGAUGCGCGGAACACCCCCGCCAUCCUACGACCAGCAGGUCCAGGUCCAGCGCCUCGGCGUGCCCCCGCCCGCGGUCACGUCCAAGGCCAUGAAGGAGUCCUCGCAGAAAUUCCAGCAGCAGACGCGCAGCCUGUUCGGCAGCCCGUCGGACCGGCCGGGAUCCGGCGGCGGCUACGGCGGCAGCCCCAUGUCGCGGCCCGGCACGCGAGGCGGCAGCGACGUCCCGCGCGCGGCGUCCCCCGCGCCGCAGCGCAGCGUCUCGCCGCGCCCAACCUCCUCCUCCCACGCCAGCCCGCACUACUCGCGCCGUUCCGCCUCCCCGGCGCCCUACGCCGGCAGCCAGCGCGGCUCGGUAACCCAGCUGGCCAUGAUGACGCCCAAGCGCGGCGCCGACCAGCCGUACUACCACCGGCAGGGAUCGCCGAACGAGAUGGCCGUGCGCGCCGCGUCCCCGGCCGCCGGCCCCUACAACAGCAACAACAACAACAUCAGCGGCAGCAACAGCCCGCGCAUCGCCGCGGCGGCGGUGGCAACACCCGACUACCCCCGCCCGUCGAGCAGCAGCAUGGACAUGGCGGUGCAGCUCGCGCCCGGCCCCGGGGGGCAGGGGCUGGGACAGGGCCACGGACAGGAUGACGGCUACGGCUCGAUGCGCGGCAGGCAUGUGCGGUCCAACACGGCGGCUAGCAUCCGCGGCGGCGGCAGUAUGAGCUUGUACGAGGGCCCCGGGCCGGUCGCGCAGCCUGCGCCGGCGCGGCCGCGGAGCAAGAGCGUGGCGGAUCCGAACCGGUAUACGCGGGACGGGAGGCCGAUUUUGCAUUUUGCGCGAGCGCUGUACAUGUACCAGGCCGCCAUCCCCGAGGAGCUUGGGUUUGCCAAGGGUGAUAUCCUGGCGAUCCUGCGGCACCAGGACGACGGCUGGUGGGAGGCCACGGUGCAGGGCGGGAACGGCCAGAUCGGCCUGGUCCCCAGCAAUUACCUGCAGCCGUGCUAGAUGGCCGACUCCCAGAUGCGAUGUGUGGAGGCUGGGUACGAGGCCGGAUGCGAGGCCGGAUCGUCUGGUGGUCCGGUCUGUUGGGUGAGUUAAGUGAAUGAAUGUGUGAGUGGCUGAUUGAGUGAGAAACCGAGCGAGAGAAACUGAGAGCGCGUAU